AUGGCAGCAGGUUCUUGGCCCCGAACCAUGAGAAUCGACGAACCCCUUGACGAUGAAGAGCUACAGAGUCUCGGCCUACCACCACAAUACUCUCCAACAUACAUGGCUCUCUCCAACAUGCUGGACCUCGCAUAUUUUUCCCGAGUCUGGAUCAUACAAGAGAUCGCCGUUGCUAAAUCUUAUCGGAUCCUCUGGGGCGAGAUCACCAUCCCGGGGCAUAUUCUUUACCGCUCUACUCCUGGCUGGCUACUGGCGCACACGAAGGACUGGUACCACUUGGUCGUCAGAUUUAUGGAUUAUGAGGCGACAGAUCCUCGCGAUAAGAUAUAUGCCCUUAUCGGACUUGCGGACCAAACGGGGUACGACAUCGUGGCCGAUUACAGCAUGCCUGUUCUCGAGGUCUAUCGCGACUUUGCCGUCAAGAUGAUUUCUGUAACUAAGAAGCUUGAUAUACUUCAAUACAGUACGGUUCAAGACCUCGACGCGGAGAAGGUACCUUUAACACAAAACGCAUCAAAAGACACCAAAGCCAUUGUGGCUACUUCUUAUGGCCAUGAUACACUGUCCUUGCAAGGGGUAAGCGUGGAUAAUGUUGCUGUAAUAGUAAUGCCCGAAACACCAAGCCAAGAAUUAUGGGAGAGCGCCAAGGAGAGAUUCCGGCAGGUAGAUCCAAGUCUCCCAGAUAGAAUGCUGCUGGAUUUACAGGGUUGGGGACCUACGACUUGGAUUCUCAACGUGUUCAAGAUGUUAGAUGAACACAAGCCGGUAAUUUCUCGCCAAAACGACGGGGACUUGAUAACAUGGCUCCUCAAUUCUGUGACGGCUUGCUCGGUUCCGGCAUCAAUGUUGACCGACUUCUGGGAAUAUUUGGCAUUAGCUAUCGCCCGCUUCAUGUUGAUGCCCAACAAGAACAACGAGAUAAAACUCCUUAUCAAACUUCUUCGUCUUUUAGCACAAGCAAGCCCCCCACCGCUGGAAUGGGAGUCGAUACUCGAAGAACAACACAGACAGGCGCUAAGAGCUGUGCUCGUAGAAAUCUACGACAACGAAGAUGAGAUCGACUCCGCUUUGGAGCUAAUAAAACUUCUACGCAUUAGACCACACAGAAAUGAUAACAGCUUCAAUAAUUCAGUGAAAGAGGAUCGCAUGUUCUUGAUCACGGAGGAUGGAUAUCUUGGUAUUGGGCCGAAGUCAAUGCGGCCAGGGGAUCACGUUUGCGUUUUGUAUGGUGGCCACACUCCUUUUGUUCUGCGUCCAGUGAGAGGUGCUGGUGAUGAAGAGUAUUUGUUCUUGGGGGAGUCUUUCGUCAAUGGCCUGAUGAAUGGUGAGAUUUUGGAGGAUGAAGGGGCAGUUGAUAAAUGGUUCCAUUUAAGGUAA
Molecule: messenger RNA, 1377 nt
Organism: Fusarium oxysporum Fo47
Lineage: Eukaryota; Fungi; Ascomycota; Sordariomycetes; Hypocreales; Nectriaceae
Exons: 3
Coding region: 1-1377 (458 amino acids)
Source: RefSeq, a predicted model, not a curated record